AUGGCGUCCCAAGAAGGCCGGAACAUCGUCGUCACCGGCUCAGCGUCUGGGAUAGGCCUAGCAACAACGCUUCUCCUGGCCGCACGUGGCGCCACCGUCUGGACAGUCGACAUGGCCCAAGCCCCCGCGGAUGAGUUGAAGCCGUGGAUCGAGAAGGGCAAAGUUCACUUCGAGGGCGGUAUCGAUACCUCUGACCGAGCGACUGCGAGGAGAUACAUUGCCGACGUGGUCAGUCGGGCGGGCCGGCUUGACGGCCUCGUCAACAACGCUGGGAUCGGAUUAUUCGAGGGCCCCAUCGCCUCGGACGAGGCCUACGAUCGCAUGAUCGCCGUCAACAUCGGCGGCGUGUGGAACUACGGCACCGCGGCUCUGCGGGCGAUGCAGGUCCAGAAACCCCUGGGCCCCUUCAACUCGAGAGGCAGCAUUGUCAACAUUGCCAGCGGUGCCGGCCUCAGGGGCGUGAGCGGGCUGGCCGUCUACUGCGCGACCAAGCACGCCGUCAUCGGGCUGUCGCGGGCGUGGCAGGAAGAUUUUGGCAAGUUUGGCAUUCGUACCAAUUCCGUCGCUCCUGGCACCACCGCCACAGCUGCAUUCAAGGUCCGCGUGAAAGAGGAGGAGGGGUUCCUCGAAACCCUCCCCUCUAAUCCGCUUGGUCGUGUCGCGGAACCCUCCGAGAUCGCCAAUGCCGUGGCGUUUCUCCUAUCUGACGAAUCGAGUUAUGUUGCGGGUGAAGUCCUCGCGGUAUCCGGGGGCCACAGUUGA
Messenger RNA from Exophiala spinifera, 762 nucleotides. RefSeq lists its product as uncharacterized. The transcript has 2 exons. Lineage: Eukaryota; Fungi; Ascomycota; Eurotiomycetes; Chaetothyriales; Herpotrichiellaceae. Bases 1 to 762 code for a protein of 253 amino acids. Gene Ontology annotation, molecular function: oxidoreductase activity, acting on the CH-OH group of donors, NAD or NADP as acceptor. The record is from RefSeq and is a predicted model, not a curated record.